CUCUAAUUGAGCCAUGGGGGUUUUUUUUUUGUGGUAGUGUUUCCAUUCGAUAAUUGGCCCUGCUCUUUGCCACAAUGCCGCCUAACUACAAGCGCCUCGAUAAGGACAACUGUGUAUUCCUGUUCAUCGAUCACCAGGCUGGUCUCAUCCAGCUAGUGCGAGACUUCGACCCCCACGAAUUCCACAACAAUGUUUUGGCCCUGGCCAGAGUGGCUCGCUACUAUGAGGCACCGUCUAUUCUAACCACUUCAUUCGAUACUGGACCGAACGGUCCAAUUGUCAAGGAGAUCCCGGAAGCACUUCCCAAUGCCCCAUUGAUUAGACGUCCGGGUCAGAUCAAUGCCAUGGAUAAUGAAGACUUCGCCAAUGCCGUCCGGAAGACUGGCAAGAAACAGGUCAUCAUCAGCGGGGUUUUGACUGAAAUCUGUGUUGCCUUUCCUGCUCUGAGUCUGAUCGAGCAAGGUUAUGACGUGUUCAUAGUCACCGAUGCUUCGGGUACAUUCGCUGAGCAUACAAGAGAGGCUGCUCAUAAACGAAUGGUGCAGGCCGGCUGCCAGCUGCUUAAUUGGGCAGCAGUAGCGGCGGAGAUUCACCGAGAUUGGCGUCGGGAUAUUGAGGGAUUUGGUGCUAUCUGGCGUGAUUAUGUUCCUGCGUACUGGUGUCUGAUACAAAGCUACGAGAGUGCUAAGGAGAAUAAAUCCUAAGGAACGAUGCAAUAUUGC
Messenger RNA from Aspergillus caelatus, 722 nucleotides. Its product is annotated as hydrolase. Lineage: Eukaryota; Fungi; Ascomycota; Eurotiomycetes; Eurotiales; Aspergillaceae. The coding region runs from base 75 to 704 and encodes 209 amino acids. The transcript has 3 exons. The record is from RefSeq and is a predicted model, not a curated record.